UUCCCGUGCCUCUAAUGCCUACAGAACUGAGUCCGCUCCAAUGCCGUUGCCUCCCUCCUACUCAUAAAUUCCCCCUCCCCCAUCCCCCCUCCGGGAAACCAAACCCUAGCGCUCCUCAAUCGCACAUAGCACCCCGGAAAUCCGCCCAGCUCUAGCCAGAUUUGGCUUUGCGCGGACCAAUUCGCCACCCAAUAAAUCCGGGGGUGUGUCCCCUUGGGCAUGGUCGCUUGAUCGCGUCCGGCCCAUGGGAAUGUCGGGGGCCGCCAGUGGCGGUGCCGGAUGCGGACGCGGCGAGUACAUGAGUAUCCCGGAGGAUGUGGACGCGAUCAAGGAGGCGGUAAAGGAGGAGGGGGAGUGCCCAAGGCUGCUGCGAUGCCGCGCGAUCCGGUGGUGGGCGAAGGUCGCCGUACUCGGGAUCUUCCUCGCCGGCGCCACCGCGGCCGCCGUCGUUUUCUUGGGCCCACUCGUCAUCAAGAAGGUGGUUGUGCCGAUUAUUGACUGGCAAUCAAGAACAUUCAGCCGACCAGUUAUUCUUCUAAUAUGUUUUGGUGCAAUCGCUUUUUUCCCAAGUGUCUUGAUACCUUCUUCUCCCUUUAUGUGGAUUGCGGGGAUGACCUUUGGAUAUGGUUAUGGCUUUCUGAUAAUUACAACGGCGAUGAGCAUAGGCAUGUCAUUACCAUUUUGUAUAGGAUCUGCGUUCCAUUCCAGAAUACACAGAUGGUUGGAAAAAUGGCCGAAGAAAGCAGCUUUUGUUAGACUUGCUGGUGAAGGAGAUUGGUUCCAUCAGUUUAGGGCAGUUGCUUUACUUAGGAUUUCCCCGUUUCCAUAUAUAGUUUUUAACUACGCUUCCGUGGCUACAAAUGUCCAAUAUUGUCCAUAUAUAGCUGGUUCAAUGGCGGGAACCAUACAUGAAACCCUCCUUGCAAUCUAUAGUGGGAAGCUCGUUCAAAGCUUGGCUGUGGCAACGAGCCAAGGGUCUUUCUUAUCAGUGGAUCAGAUCAUCUACAAUGGAAUUGGCUUUACGGUUGCUGCAGUUUCCACUGCUGCAAUAACUAUUUAUGCGAAAAAGGCGCUCCAAAAAUUGCAGGCUGAGGAUGAGCUAUGUUGAGAUCUCCGAAUCAAAUCUUGAUGCUAGGUCCCCUCCAGGUGUAAACUACAGACAGGGACUACUAAUCUGGUUUCAAGCGUCAACAACCUGCAACCGCUUUUGGUUUUGUUUCAAGUAGACAGAGAACUGCCAAAUUUAAGAACGUCAAUCAAUGUAUUGAACCAGGGCCUUUGCAAUGUAUAUUUCAAGCUCUUAAGGUGAAAUUAUCUUUGUUUUGUUUAUUGAAGAAAAAUACGACCACCAUUUUUACCA
Hordeum vulgare subsp. vulgare (domesticated barley) is the source of this 1360-nucleotide messenger RNA. RefSeq lists its product as uncharacterized. NCBI's taxonomy places the organism in Eukaryota, Viridiplantae, Streptophyta, Magnoliopsida, Poales, Poaceae. The record is from RefSeq and is a predicted model, not a curated record. The transcript has 4 exons. Bases 245 to 1108 code for a protein of 287 amino acids.